AUGUUAUCACAUGAUACACUUCAUUCAAAACGAGUUAUUAAAAUACAAGAUUUAAUAAAACAUUAUGAUUCAUUAUUAGCAAUUGGAAGUCAUUUAUUCGUUUCUGAAGGAAUACAUUUAUAUGAAAGUGGUCUUAUAUUAGUUUUAUUAAUUGAACAAUUUCUUCCAUUACCAUUAAAUAAACAAUUAUUACCUAAAUAUAUACCAUAA
Messenger RNA from Rotaria sp. Silwood1, 210 nucleotides. The record is from the annotation of a GenBank genome assembly. NCBI's taxonomy places the organism in Eukaryota, Metazoa, Rotifera, Eurotatoria, Philodinida, Philodinidae.